This is a messenger RNA of Loxodonta africana (African savanna elephant), 924 nucleotides long. RefSeq names its product IQ domain-containing protein M-like. The record is from RefSeq and is a predicted model, not a curated record. The transcript has 6 exons. The coding region runs from base 1 to 822 and encodes 273 amino acids. NCBI's taxonomy places the organism in Eukaryota, Metazoa, Chordata, Mammalia, Proboscidea, Elephantidae. Gene Ontology annotation, molecular function: protein binding.
AUGAACAUAGCGCUACACUAUCGUUCCUCUCUAUUGAAAGUAUUUGGAUAUCAAAAUUAUUUUUUGGAUAAUGAUUGGAAAAAAUCUAUUUCAAUUAAAAGUGAAAAAGGUGAAAUUAAAGUGAAAAGAAUUGGACCACACAUAGAAAUUUUCCAAGUAUUCCGCGAAAGGGACAGAUUCACAAUCACCAAAAAAAUAGUUAGAAUGAUCACUGUCAUGCAGGCGCAUGUUAGGGGGUGGCUCGAACGCACACGGUUCCAAAGGAUAAUAAACAAGGCUUUGUAUCAUGGACCAGAUUUGAAAACAGUUAUAAAUAUGUAUCGCAGAACAAUCCAUCGUGUUAGAUAUCGGCUUGGUCUUUGGAGGACGAGAGAAAUUGUAAACUACACAGAGCUAGAGGAAUGGAUGGACAGAAAAAAAUUCUAUGAAACAAUGUUUGCUAAGAGAGAAGAUUGGCAGGGAUUAGAAAGAAGUGAGCUCCUUAAGUACUUCAAUGACUGUGGUCAUUUCCCAACUCAGAAACAAAUUGAUCAUGUUUGGAAUCUGGUCCAUACGGAUGACCAUGAAAGAUAUUCUGAACUAAUCAAGAAGUUCAAAGCAAUUGACAUGAUAUUCACACUCUAUCCUCCUCUAGGUGCCCAUGUGAUUAAGAAUACACAACUUAAAUCAACUUGGCUAAGACCCAUUAUAAAUGGGGAAGAAGGAUAUAAAUAUAUAGUGAAUGGACACCCAAUACUCAAAAGAGCUAACAUACAGAUUGUUGGGAAGUUAGUGGCCAACUCCAUGAGAGAAAGGAAAUUUAGACAGCAUUAUAAAUCAUGAGAUGUAGAAUGGUGUUUUCAAAACGAUGUGAACUUUCAGUACUUGAACCUGAACCUAUCUACUCAGAGAUAGGUUAAUAUUGGAAAUGGAUCAAUUCUGUAU